AUGCAGAUCAAGUCCCCCCCUGUCAGAAGCCCUGUCCUGCUUCCUUCGCCUCGAUCGCGCACUUCGGCUCGGCUUGUCUGCUCGCGUCCCUCAGCGGAGAAGAAGCGGUGUAGCUCGGUGUCCGUGGGAAUCGUCUCUGUGCAUAUUCAGUUCAUGCGGGCUCCGUUGCCUCUCCCCUUGCGCUGCUGCUGCCGUCGUCUUCAGCCAGAGCAGGUUUCAGAAGCGGCAAAGGCGUCGCAUCGGGGCUGGCUCGGGUGCCCGGCCAGAGCGCUCUGUCAGGUGCGUGUGCGUGUGUGUGGACGAGGCUAUAUGGCGCUCCCGUGGCUCUACUGGCAAAAGUUUAGCUCCCCGCCUCGAGCUGCCGUGUGCGAGCCCGAUGUGAAAAGAGCAGUGACGGCGCUGUCCAUGGUGCUGAGCGGAAGUGACAUAGCACGGCGAGGGGCAUUCAAAUGUGCAGAGAGAGCUGAAGGGGGGCAUGCAAGACAGAGGUGGUCAAAGUACUGGUUUUAG
Knipowitschia caucasica is the source of this 510-nucleotide messenger RNA. The record is from the annotation of a GenBank genome assembly. Lineage: Eukaryota; Metazoa; Chordata; Actinopteri; Gobiiformes; Gobiidae.